AUGCCAUUUCUUUCGCUUCUCACCGAUGACGCUGUACAGUGGAACAGAGAUCUAGUGCGGGAAUUCCAGGCCGCCUUGGAAGACAACCCAGCUGCGGAUCUAAUGUCAAUAUUCCCCGAUUUCUAUCGUCAUGAACAUCGAAAUGCUCAGUAUCGCCAGCUAUCUUAUGCUGCAAAAUUUAAUCUUCGAACUUUAGAUGAGCUAUACGACAAACUAAGAGAUGAACCGGAAGUCAACUUGCUAUCUGCAUUUCCGAAGAAUUAUAAUCGAAAGAUUACAAUAGCGACUGGACCCAAGGUAACACCGCGUGCCGAAAAAGAUUCUCCUGAGGAUAACGGCCCCGAGUUCAGGACACGCCUUGAACUUGCUCAGACUGCUACGAUUAUCUCUCCGUUAUCGGAGGAAGUGAACGACUUGCUUGCGCAAUAUUCAGGAAAUGGCUUGAACAAGUCGAAUGACUUAAAAGAGAAUGCUCUCGUGCUAUCCUUGAAACAGCUACUUUGGGAUUCGCUGAAGCUCUGGGAAAAUCCGGUUAGGGGCAUUGUGGUCAAGUGUAGCAACGAAAUUGUUGCCAAGGUCAUUUCGGGAAAUACGGAUUACACCGAGUAUACAAGCAUUGAAUACCUUGCGAGAAAGGCACCGGAUAUACCUGCUCCGAGACCACAUGGCCUGAUCGCCUUUGGCCCUUUUCGCGUGAUGUUUAUGUCAUACAUUCCAGACAUGACACUGACUGAAGCAUGGCCCAGUCUGUCAAAUAGGGAGAAGUUAUCUAUACAACACCAGUUGGAUGGUAUUUUCUGCCGACUGAGGGAUAUUCGACAAGAUGACAGCAAUGUGCUUGGAGGGAUAUGUGGUGAAGGUGUUAAAGAACUCCGGGUAGAUGAAUGUGCCUUGUUCACAGGCAUUACCACAAUCACACAGUUCAACGAACUGCAAUUUUCCGCGGUCCACCAUGGCAGCGCCACCUACGUGAAGUUUCUUCGUUCCUUUCUAAAACAUGACAAUUCCUCCACUUUGACGCACGAGUCAGUUUUCACUCAUGGUGAUGUGAGGACUGACAAUAUUAUGGUGAAGAAGGAUCCCAAUACCGAUGAUUAUCUUGUUACUGGAAUGAUCGAUUGGGAGGACAGUGGCUUUUACCCUGCAUGGCAUGAAUGCACCGUAUUGACACGUACCCUAAGCCUCGUCGAUGAUGAUGACUGGUAUCUUUAUUUGCCGGAAAGUAUCUCACCUUUGAACUAUCCUGUGCGUUGGCUGGUUGACCGCUUGUGGGCAAUUCAUCUCAAGACCACGUGA
This is a messenger RNA of Talaromyces amestolkiae, 1296 nucleotides long. RefSeq lists its product as uncharacterized. The coding region runs from base 1 to 1296 and encodes 431 amino acids. Lineage: Eukaryota; Fungi; Ascomycota; Eurotiomycetes; Eurotiales; Trichocomaceae. The transcript has a single exon. The record is from RefSeq and is a predicted model, not a curated record.